Messenger RNA from Saccharomyces mikatae IFO 1815, 1389 nucleotides. It is a transcript of the gene SES1, whose product is annotated as serine--tRNA ligase SES1. NCBI's taxonomy places the organism in Eukaryota, Fungi, Ascomycota, Saccharomycetes, Saccharomycetales, Saccharomycetaceae. Gene Ontology annotation, biological process: seryl-tRNA aminoacylation. The record is from RefSeq and is a predicted model, not a curated record. The transcript has a single exon. Gene Ontology annotation, cellular component: cytosol. Gene Ontology annotation, molecular function: tRNA binding; serine-tRNA ligase activity; ATP binding. The coding region runs from base 1 to 1389 and encodes 462 amino acids.
AUGUUGGAUAUUAACCAAUUCAUCGAAGAUAAGGGCGGUAACCCAGAACUAAUCAGGCAAUCUCAAAAAGCUAGAAAUGCCAGUGUUGAAAUUGUCGAUGAAAUUAUUUCUGACUACAAAGACUGGGUUAAAACAAGAUUUGAACUUGACGAAUUAAACAAGAAGUUUAACAAGCUACAAAAGGAUAUUGGUUUGAAGUUUAAGAACAAAGAAGAUGCUUCAGAAUUAUUGGCUGAAAAGGAUAAAUUAACUCAACACAAAAAGGAAUUAACCGAAAGGGAGCAAGAAGAAGAUAAAGGCUUGAAGAAAAAAGUCAUUCAAGUCGGCAAUAUUGUUCACCCAUCUGUUGUUGUUUCCAAUGAUGAAGAGAACAACGAAUUGGUUCGCACUUGGAAACCAGAAGACUUGGAAGCAGUUGGCCCCAUUGCUUCGGUAACUGGUAAACCAGCUAGUUUGUCUCACCACGAAAUCUUGCUUAGAUUGGAUGGAUAUGACCCAGAUCGUGGUGUAAAGAUCUCUGGUCACAGAGGUUAUUUCUUUAGAAAUUAUGGUGUCUUCUUAAACCAAGCUUUGAUCAACUAUGGUCUACAUUUUUUAGCUGCUAAGGGUUACAUUCCAUUGCAAGCUCCAGUUAUGAUGAACAAAGAGGUUAUGGCAAAGACUGCUCAAUUAUCUCAAUUUGACGAGGAAUUAUACAAAGUUAUCGAUGGUGAAGACGAAAAAUACUUGAUUGCUACUUCAGAACAACCUAUUUCUGCUUACCAUAGUGGUGAAUGGUUUGAAAAGCCACAAGAGCAACUACCAAUUCAUUAUGUUGGUUACUCUUCUUGUUUCCGUAGAGAGGCAGGUUCUCACGGAAAGGAUGCUUGGGGUGUUUUCAGAGUUCAUGCUUUUGAGAAAAUUGAACAAUUCGUUUUAACUGAACCUGAAAAAUCUUGGGAAGAGUUUGAGAAGAUGAUCUCUUACUCUGAAGAGUUUUACAAAUCUUUAAAAUUACCAUACCGUAUCGUAGGUAUUGUCUCCGGGGAAUUAAACAAUGCUGCCGCUAAAAAAUACGAUUUAGAGGCCUGGUUCCCAUACCAAAAGGAGUAUAAAGAAUUAGUGUCUUGUUCCAACUGUACUGAUUAUCAAUCAAGAAAUUUGGAAAUUAGAUGCGGUAUAAAGAAAAUGGGUGAUAGAGAAAAGAAGUACGUGCAUUGUUUGAAUUCUACUCUAGCCGCUACUCAAAGGGCUUUAUGCUGUAUUUUGGAGAACUAUCAAACUGAGGAUGGUUUGGUUGUACCAGAAGUCUUGAGAAAGUACAUUCCAGGUGAACCAGAGUUUUUACCGUUUGUCAAUGAGUUACCAAAGAAUUCGACCUCUAAUAAAGACAAGAAAAAGAAGAAUUAA